Messenger RNA from Seriola aureovittata, 2962 nucleotides. RefSeq names its product nuclear factor I/C (gene nfic). Gene Ontology annotation, biological process: regulation of transcription by RNA polymerase II. The transcript is spliced from 13 exons. Gene Ontology annotation, cellular component: nucleus. The record is from RefSeq and is a predicted model, not a curated record. Lineage: Eukaryota; Metazoa; Chordata; Actinopteri; Carangiformes; Carangidae. Bases 556 to 2100 code for a protein of 514 amino acids. Gene Ontology annotation, molecular function: DNA-binding transcription factor activity, RNA polymerase II-specific; RNA polymerase II cis-regulatory region sequence-specific DNA binding.
GGCUGUGCAGCUGAUCCUGAGAUGAACUGUAUGAACAGUGUGUUUUGAGGCCAGUUGCUGCUGCGGCUUUAAGCCCGUCGUCUGGGAUGGGCUGAAUUCAUAACGUCAUUUCAGUUUUUUUUUUCUUUUAUUCUUCGCCCCCUCAUCUCCUUCCUUCUUUUAAAUGACACAGCCCCCGUGCUCCGUUACACCUCCGGCCAUAUUCUCCUCAGAAUGAUUAUUCCAAACUUCCUCGGUGUUUUUCUCCCCGCGGGGCUUUUUUCCGGGGCCUCAACUUUUCUGACGUGUCAUCAUUUCUGGAGUUAACGCGGCGCGGAGUCAUCCGAGGCGACCGGAUCCCGCUCCUCUCGGGCUUCUUGAAGAAAUUCAGAGAAGCAGCUCAGGAGUUUUCUCUUAACCCGGAGCCACCGCUGCUCAGCUGAACGAGGGCGCGUAGGAAUCUGCAAAAAAAAAAAAAGAAAAAAGAAAUGACGACGCUAAGGAAAUUAAGGUCUUCAGCCCAGGGAUGUUUAUGUUAACGCAAAGCCUGGUCUGAUUCAGCUCCUCCUCAUCAAAAUGAUGUUUUCUCCCCUCUCUCUGUCUCAGGAUGAGUUCCAUCCGUUCAUUGAGGCUCUGCUGCCCCAGGUCCGUGCCUUCGCCUACACAUGGUUCAACCUCCAGGCCAGGAAAAGGAAGUACUUCAAAAAGCAUGAGAAGAGGAUGACUAAAGAAGAAGAGAGAGCGGUUAAAGACGAGCUGCUGGGGGAGAAGGCAGAGGUGAAACAGAAGUGGGCCAGCCGCCUUUUGGCCAAGCUGAGAAAGGACAUCCGACCUGAAUGCAGAGAAGACUUUGUCCUGUCCGUCACCGGGAAGAAAGCAGCGUGUUGUGUCCUGUCGAACCCCGACCAGAAAGGCAAGAUGAGACGCAUAGACUGUCUUCGACAAGCUGACAAGGUGUGGAGGUUGGACCUGGUGAUGGUCAUCCUGUUUAAAGGAAUCCCAUUGGAAAGCACAGAUGGAGAGCGGCUUGUGAAGGGAGGCCAGUGCUCCAACCCGAUCCUCUGCGUCCAGCCUCGACACAUCUCAGUCUCCGUCAAAGAGCUCGACCUUUACCUCGCUUACUACGUACAGGAGAGAGAGGCAGACCAGAGCAGCAGUCCCAGUCGUACAGGAGUGGGUUCGGAUCAGGAGGACAGUCGCACCACGACCAUGGAUGGUCCUGAGUUCCAGGAGAGUUUUGUGACAUCAGGAGUUUUCAGUGUCACUGAGCUGGUCCAGGUUUCAAGAACUCCAGUCGUCACAGGAGUAGGACCUAGUUUCUCUGUGGGGGAGCUCCAGGGUCAUCUGGCCUAUGACCUCAACCAGUCUGUCAACCAGUCUGUCAACCAGCCAGUUAGCCUCAGACGAUCACUGGCCAGCACCUCAUCCAGCGGCAGUAAACGUCAUAAGUCUGGCUCUAUGGAGGAGGAGGCUGACAGUCCUGGAGGGGAGUAUUACCACUCGCCUUCCUCCCCUGCCAGCAGCUCCAGGAACUGGACAGACGACAUGGAAGGAGGUCUGUCUCCUCCAGUGAAGAAGGCAGAGAUGGACAGUCCCUCUCCCCAGGAAGACUCACCAAGACUUGGAUCCUUCACUCAGCACCACCGGCCAGUCAUAGCUGUUCACAGUGGUCUGUCUCGGAGUACCCACCCCUCCUCCUCUCUUCAUUUCCCAUCAUCCUCCUAUUUCCCCCAUGGAGCAAUCCGCUAUCCUCCUCACCUGGCCCAGGACCCCCUGAAAGAUCUGGUCUCAUUGGCCUGCGACCCUGCCAAUCAAACCCCCAGCUCCCUCAACGGCAGCAACCAGAUUAAAGUGCCCAGUCACUACAUCUCCUCUCAGAUGUUGGCACCACCUGGACCGGCACCCUCCCUGGCCCCUCCCCCAUCCUCCCUCCCCAGGCCGACGCUGCCCGCAGAGUCGAAGGCCACCACCACCUCCUCUGACGGGGGAGCAAACUCCCCCACGUCACCCACUUACUCGGCCCCUGGGACCCCCCCUGCCAAUCGCUCCUCCUUUGUUGGAGUCACCCCUCGAGACCCAGGUGGACUCUACCAAGCCCAGUCCUGGUAUCUGGGCAACUGAGCGAGCUGUGGAGGAAGGGUGCCUGUCACGGCAGCGCUAUCCUGGAGGAGAGGAAACAAUGUUGUCCAGACGUUGGCAGAGGAAAAAUAUAUUCAGCUUUGUAGAAGCAUAACGUGUGGUCAUACAUAUAUAUAAAUAUACAGUGAGGUGUAUUUACAUAUGUGUAUGUGCCCAGAAGAGGCAGCCUGGAUGGAAGAAGUACGCUGCUCUCACUCAGCCAUUUUGCAGCCCCAGAAUGUACUACGCUCUAUGACACUAAAUGGUUCUCACGAAUGGCCACUGACGGGAGUUGUUGCACUCUUCAAGUGGAAGCAACGGAUUGAUGCAGAUGUCUGGUCGGUCCAGAUGAACUGGAGACCAGAACCAGGCCUCAACACACCAGAUCCUGAGAAGCCUAUAACCUAACUGUGUCCCCAGGAUGAGGCCUGUUUCCCUGGGAUGGAUGUCAGCCUUUACCCCUGCACCCUGGUUCUCUACACUAAGUCCAGUACCAGGCCUCUUCCCUGGGACAGACAUAGACCUCACCCCCCCCUCAACACCCAGAAUGCCCCCUCCGCUGCAGGUGCUGCUUAUAAUAUAUGCAAAUAAGCCUCCCUUAUUUUCUGAACCAACUAGAAAGAGAGAUCCUGUUGUUAAUAUGUAAAGUUUCUUUGCACUUUUUGAUAUGUUAUUGAUACGUCUGAAGAAAAUUAAGAGUUGAAACGACGCAGUUUUUUUCUCUCUUCCCACCAAAAGACAGAGGCUUUGUCUUUUUUAUUGACAAUCAUCAGCCUGAAACCAUUAAGUUGCUUUGCAAGGAUCAUGUUUUUAAGACUGAUUGUGCUUUUUUUAUCAGAAAACAAUGAGUAAUAGUGGAAUAUAA